Molecule: messenger RNA, 2643 nt
Organism: Oryza sativa Japonica Group (Japanese rice)
Lineage: Eukaryota; Viridiplantae; Streptophyta; Magnoliopsida; Poales; Poaceae
Source: RefSeq, a predicted model, not a curated record
GCACAACCUAGCCCACUCCGCCGCCGCCGCUCGUCCACAGCUCGCCGCCGCGGCGCCCCUCCCGGCGACGACUGAUGCUCCGCCCCCUAGCCGCCUCCACCCCGCCGUCCCCGAGCAGCUCGCCGACGCUGACCAGAGCAGAGGCCCGUACGACGGUCUCCGAACUGCUCGCGAAGUAGGGGAAGCCGCCACCGCGUUGUCGUCGCCUAAGCUUCGCCGGUGCUCGCAGGGUUUUGGUUUGGUUUGGUUUGGUCCGUGAGGGUUUGAUCAGGAAAGUGCUUGGGCUCAAGUCUGAAGCUGAACCAACACCGGCAAUGGGAGACGAAAGCAACACACUCCGUGUACUUGUGGCAACCGAUUGCCAUCUCGGCUACAUGGAAAAGGACGAGAUUCGUAGGUUUGAUUCAUUUGAGGCGUUUGAAGAGAUAUGCUCAUUAGCAGAGCAGAAUAAGGUUGAUUUUGUGCUACUUGGUGGUGACCUUUUCCAUGAGAACAAACCUUCACGUUCAACCUUAGUUAAGACCAUUGAGAUUCUACGGCGUUACUGCUUGAAUGACCAGCCAGUGAAGUUCCAGGUUGUCAGUGAUCAGACAAUCAACUUUCCAAACAGAUUCGGCCAAGUAAAUUAUGAAGAUCCAAACUUCAAUGUUGGAUUGCCUGUGUUCACUAUCCAUGGAAACCAUGAUGAUCCAGCUGGUGUGGAUAAUCUCUCUGCAAUUGAUAUUCUCUCAGCCUGCAAUCUUGUAAAUUAUUUUGGGAAGAUGGACCUUGGUGGCUCUGGUGUUGGUGAAAUAGCAGUCUAUCCUGUACUCGUAAAAAAGGGUACAACUUUUGUUGCGCUCUAUGGCCUUGGAAACAUUAGAGAUGAACGAUUAAACAGGAUGUUUCAGACACCUCAUGCUGUACAAUGGAUGCGACCUGAAACUCAAGAUGGAAUGUCAGUAUCUGACUGGUUCAAUAUUCUUGUUCUUCAUCAGAAUAGGAUAAAAACAAACCCUAAAAGCGCAAUCAAUGAGCAUUUCUUACCACGUUUUCUGGACUUUAUAGUAUGGGGCCAUGAGCAUGAAUGCCUUAUUGAUCCCCAGGAGGUACCUGGGAUGGGUUUUCACAUCACUCAACCAGGCUCAUCAGUUGCAACCUCCCUGAUUGAUGGUGAAGCAAAACCAAAGCAUGUUCUCUUGUUAGAAAUCAAGGGAAACCAGUAUAGGCCAACCAAAAUACCUUUGAGAUCCGUUAGGCCCUUUCACUAUGCUGAGGUUGUGUUAAAAGAUGAAGUGGAUGUUGAUCCCAAUGAUCAGGCCUCUGUUCUUGAACAUUUGGAUAAAAUUGUAAGAAAUCUUAUUAAGAAGAGUAGUCAGCCAACAGCCAGUAGACCAGAGACCAAACUUCCACUAAUUAGAAUCAAGGUAGAUUACUCUGGGUUUUCAACAAUUAAUCCACAACGAUUUGGUCAGAAGUAUGUCGGGAAGGUUGCAAACCCCCAGGAUAUUCUUAUCUUCUCAAAAUCAGCAAAAAAGCGUCAGACUACUGGAGUAGGCAAUAUUGAUGACUCUGAGAAACUUCGUCCCGAGGAACUAAACCAACAAACUAUUGAAGCUUUGGUUGCCGAAAAUAACUUGAAAAUGGAGAUUCUUCCAGUUGAUGACUUGGACAUUGCAUUGCAUGAUUUUGUGAGCAAGGAUGACAAGAUGGCGUUUUAUGCCUGUUUGCAGCGGAAUCUUGAAGAAACCAGAACUAAAUUGAAUUCAGAGGCAGAUAAAUUUAAAAUAGAGGAAGAAGAUAUAAUAGUCAAAGUUGGCGAGUGCAUGCAGGAACGUGUGAAGGAAAGGUCCCUCCGCUCCAAGGAAGAUUCACGGUUCACGUCAAGCUCUCAAAACUUGGAUACUGGAGGUAGAUCUGUUACAGCUCAAAGUAACCUGAACUCUUUCAGUGAUGAUGAAGACACCAGGGAGAUGCUUCUCGGUGCAAGAACAACUAAUGCUGGAAGGAAAGCAUCUGGAUUUACAAGACCCUCUAAAGAUGCUACCGAUGUUGCCAAAACUGGAACUUCCAGAAGGGGCAGGGGAAGAGGGACGGCCUCAAUGAAGCAGACCACUCUGAAUUUCAGCCAAUCAAGGUCAAGUGCUGCUAUCCGCAGUGAGGAAGUGCAAUCUUCUUCAGAUGAGGAAAAUGAGACUAAUGAAGCAAACGAAGUUGUUGAAUCUUCAGAACCGGAGGAGAGUCCCCAACAAACUGGACGGAAAAGGGCAGCUCCUAGAGGUGGUAGAGGUAGGGGUAGAGGCGCUACUGCAAAAAGGGGUAGAAAAGCAGAUAUUUCAUCCAUCCAGAGCAUGCUGAUGAGCAAAGAUGAUGAUGACGAUGAUGAAGAUGACAGGCCGAAGAAACCUCCACCUCGGGUCACUAGGAACUACGGAGCUGUUAGGAGGAGAUGACCUCUUGUUAGUCUAAGUCUGCCUGGCAAAUUAAGUUUCCAAUGAACUACUGGAACGCCAACUCGCGUGAUUUGUACAUUCCUUAGCCUCAUGGAUUUACGUGCUUGUAGCUGCUAAAUGCUGGAUGUCAGUUUGUACAUUGGCAACAUGACAUUCAUGCGGGCACAAGGGAUUCUCAUCAUCAAUAGUAGGUGUUCUUCAGAGACUAGAA